Blepharisma stoltei is the source of this 615-nucleotide messenger RNA. The record is from the annotation of a GenBank genome assembly. Lineage: Eukaryota; Ciliophora; Heterotrichea; Heterotrichida; Blepharismidae.
AUGAUUAAUAGACUUAUAGGGAAUUUCUGUAAAAGGAGUAUCAAAAUCUAUACAAAAACAGGCGACAAAGGAAGAAGCAGCCUCUAUACAGGUGAAAGAAGAAGCAAAGAUAAUCAAAUUUUUCAUGCCCUUGGGAAUACUGAUGAGCUAAAUGCACAUAUUGGAAUGGUAAAAAUCAUAUAGGCUGCUACUGCAUGCAAUAAUCAAUCUGAUAUAUUGGCGAUGCUCACAUCAAUCCAAAGCCGCUUGCUAGAUUUAGGUGGAUGCAUUGCUACCCCAAAAACAUCUGAAAAUCAAGAAAAAGUCAAUAAAAUGCAAUUUAACCCAAAUCAUACCCAACAAUUGGAACAGUGAAUUGAUGGGUUGCAAGAAAAUUUGCCACAGCUAAAGUGCUUUAUUUUGCCAUCAGGAGGAGAAGCAAGCUCUAGGCUUCAUGUUGCAAGGGCUGUUUGCAGAAGAGCGGAACGUAGCUUAGUUCCCCUACUGGAAUCUGGAGAACUUGAUGAAAAUGCGUAUAUGUUUAUGAACAGAUUAAGUGAUUUUUUAUUUGUCUUAGCUAGAACUGCAGCACAUAGAGAAGGAAUUGAAGAGAUUAAGUAUAAAAAAGAGCCUUAA